AUGUUACCAUUGAGUCGUCACGGUCUCGGCCGCCCGCAUUCACCUGCUCCGGUACUGAUUGAGAGCAUCGCUACGGGCGUCCCCGACUGCAUGCGGAAGCAAUGUGACACUGCGCACCUGGUAGCGACUCAGUAUAACUCGAACCCAGAGCAACAAGAGCGCAUCCGACGUCUCUACGCGAAAACGUGCAUCGACAAACGUCACAUGGCUGUGGACCCUUUGAGCCCAACCUUCGACAGACACAUGUCCAUUCGGCAACGCAUGGACCUUUUCCUCGAGCAUGCGGUGCCUCUGGCGGUCGACGUCUCAUUGCGUGCCCUAGCCGGGAGUGGAGUAAAGAACCCAGCAGAGGAAGUUGGAUUACUGGUGCUGGUGACCAGCACUGGAUUUGUGGCUCCCGGCGUCGACAUCGCUAUUGCCAAGGGUCUACGACUCUCAGCAUCCGUGAGCCGCGCCGUGGUUAACUUCAUGGGGUGUGCAGCUGCCAUGAACGGGCUGCGUGUGGCAGCCGACUACGUGCGUUGUCGUCUCGGCUCAAAAGCGUUGGUGUGUUGUGUCGAGCUGUCCAGUGUGAAUGCUGUGUUCGCCGAUAAUCCUAACGAUGUCAUAAUUUCCAGCCUGUUCGGAGAUGGAUGCGCCGCCAUGGUAGUCUCGGGUAUCGGCCAGGAGCAGGCGAAGCACAAAUUACAGCCUGGGCAAGUCAUCGUUCACGACCAAUUCAGCUGUUUGGUGGAUGAUACUCUGGACGGAAUCAACCUCAGGGUCAAUCACAAUGGCAUAACUUGCGAAUUAUCACCAAAGCUACCCUCAUAUAUCUACGCCGGUCUGGCUCCAGUGAUCACCAAGGUGCUGAGCCGCCAUGGAAUGACCAAGUCUGAUGUACACUUAUGGGCGAUUCAUCCCGGUGGUCCAAAGAUUAUCCAAGAAUCGCUCCGUGCGCUUGACCUGGACAGUCGCGUGGCGGCAAAGAGUUGGGAUGCGCUAAGUGAAUUUGGGAAUAUGCUUAGUGUAUCCUUGCCCUUCGUGCUGCAACGAAUGGUCGCAGUGGCCAAUUUAGAGAGAACUAAUCAAACGGGCCUGGCUUUUUCCUUUGCCCCUGGAGUAACGGUGGAGGGAUUCCUCUUCGAAGUGGUUAAUCCGACCUCCGCCUCUGCCCUACGAUUAGUCAAUCGCCCCCGUUUAGGCUUGAAAACGAUUGCCCUUUCGACGCUGGGCUGCCUAGGACUCAGACGUCCCCGCUUCUGA
Molecule: messenger RNA, 1245 nt
Organism: Ilyonectria robusta
Lineage: Eukaryota; Fungi; Ascomycota; Sordariomycetes; Hypocreales; Nectriaceae
Product: chalcone and stilbene synthase domain-containing protein
Exons: 1
Coding region: 1-1245 (414 amino acids)
Biological process (GO): polyketide biosynthetic process
Molecular function (GO): acyltransferase activity, transferring groups other than amino-acyl groups
Source: RefSeq, a predicted model, not a curated record